Molecule: messenger RNA, 465 nt
Organism: Hirsutella rhossiliensis
Lineage: Eukaryota; Fungi; Ascomycota; Sordariomycetes; Hypocreales; Ophiocordycipitaceae
Product: helix-turn-helix, psq domain-containing protein
Exons: 2
Coding region: 1-465 (154 amino acids)
Molecular function (GO): DNA binding
Source: RefSeq, a predicted model, not a curated record
AUGGCUAAUGCGAUAAUUGAUGUCACAAAAAACGGCUUGUCGCAGUACCGCGCCGCCCAAAAGUAUGACAUACCUCAGCAGUCUAUUUCCGACAGACUCAAAGGCCAGGUAGCCCUGGCUGAUCAGAUCCAGCCUCGUCAACUCUUGAGUAAGUCUCAGGAAGCUCGCUUGGUUUCUUGGAUCCUCCGCCAAGAGUCUCUCGGCUAUGCUCCUCCCACACGGACAGUGGGGCGCAACUGGGUCUCUAAAUUCAUCAAUCGCCAUCCGGACAUCAAGAACAAGCGUGGGAGACGUCAGGAAGCUAACCGAUUUAAUGCUUUUACGCCUCGGGCGGUUCACUGGUUCUUCGAUAUCAGGGAAAAGGAGUAUGGAUGGAUUAAACCAGAAAAUACCGUGAAUGUUGACGAAGGCGGUAUUAUGUCUGGCUUUGGUGAGUAUUUGGCUUGUCUAUCGCACGGAGGAUGA